Molecule: messenger RNA, 2744 nt
Organism: Folsomia candida
Lineage: Eukaryota; Metazoa; Arthropoda; Collembola; Entomobryomorpha; Isotomidae
Gene: Stt3A
Product: dolichyl-diphosphooligosaccharide--protein glycosyltransferase subunit STT3A
Exons: 23
Coding region: 198-2336 (712 amino acids)
Biological process (GO): post-translational protein modification
Cellular component (GO): membrane
Molecular function (GO): dolichyl-diphosphooligosaccharide-protein glycotransferase activity
Source: RefSeq, a predicted model, not a curated record
GCAUAAUGGCGAAGGCAGGCAGGGGCAAAGUGAGAAUUGUCCAUGCCACGACUUACGGUGGGAAGGCCUAGAAGUUCAAGAGUUUGGAUGGAGUCUGCUUGACACUGCACACUGAUAACAUAACAGAACCGGCUUGCAUUAAUAACAAGCCGAGGCAGACUUGUUUUUUGGGUCCCUGUAAAAUUGGAUAAGCUGAGAUGGCUGUGAAACUUCUCAAAGGAAAGAAUGGUGACACUUCUGCACAAAAAUACGAAACUUUGCUCAAGCUAACCAUCCUAACUUUAGGAGCCAUACUAUCAUUUUCCACUCGACUAUUCUCUGUAUUGCGCUACGAAAGUGUCAUUCAUGAAUUCGAUCCGUACUUUAACUAUAGAACGACGAAAUAUCUUGCUGAGGAAGGAUAUUAUAGCUUUCACAACUGGUUUGAUGACCGAGCAUGGUAUCCUCUUGGGCGUAUUAUUGGGGGUACCAUUUAUCCUGGGCUCAUGGUCACAAGUGCCGUUUUCUACCACAUUCUGAACUUCUUCAACUUUGCCAUUGAUGUCCGUAAUGUGUGUGUGUUUUUGGCUCCUCUCUUCUCCAGCUUCACUACCAUUGUGACUUAUUUACUUACCAAAGAGUUGAAAGAUGAAGGAGCCGGCUUGACAGCAGCUGUAAUGAUAGCAAUUGUGCCAGGCUACAUCUCUCGAUCGGUUGCAGGAUCAUAUGAUAAUGAAGGGAUUGCAAUUUUUUGCAUGCUUCUGACGUAUUAUCUUUGGAUUAAAGCUGUUAAAUCGGGAUCUGUGUUUUGGGGAGCUUUAUGCUCUGUUGCAUAUUUUUACAUGGUAUCAUCUUGGGGUGGAUAUGUUUUCUUGAUAAACUUAAUUCCCUUGCACGUUUUCACAUUGAUUGUUACUGGUCGAUUUUCACACAGAAUAUACGUGGCAUAUAGUACCGUGUACUGCAUUGGUACUAUAAUGUCGAUGCAGAUUCCAUUUGUUGGAUUCCAGCCUGUCCAGACUUCAGAACAUAUGUUGGCGUUCGGUGUUUUUGGUCUUAGCCAAAUUGUUGCUUUCAUUGACUACUUAAAGUCGAAGUUAUCUCAAGAAAAUUUUGAGACUUUGUUCCAUGCAUUGUUUACUACAUUCGGAGUGGUUCUUGCUGGAGGUGCCACAAUAUUAUGGGCUACAGGGAAAAUUGCACCUUGGACUGGACGAUUUUACUCCUUGUUGGAUCCUUCUUACGCCAAAAACAACAUUCCCAUAAUUGCCUCAGUCAGUGAGCAUCAACCAACAGCUUGGAGCUCCUUUUACUUCGACUUGCAACUACUGGUUUUCUUGUUCCCGGUGGGCUUGUAUAUUUGUUUUACCAAUUUAAACGACGCCAAUAUCUUUAUUAUUCUGUAUGGAAUAACAAGCAUUUAUUUUGCUGGGGUCAUGGUUCGAUUGAUGUUGGUGUUAGCUCCAGUCAUGUGUGUGUUGGGUGGAAUCGCAGUCAGUUCAUUGCUGGGAAAAUACAUGAAAGACCUAGAUUGGGGCGGCAAAACGCAGGAAAAACAACGCCCAGUGAAAACUAAAGAAGCAGCAAGUCCACAAGGGAAACGGCAAGAGGUCGCAAUUGCAUUUGUGGGAAUGCUUACGCUGUUUAUGGUCAUGUAUGCCCUGCACUGCACAUGGGUUACGUCAGAAGCUUACAGCAGCCCAAGUAUUGUUUUAUCUGCCCGAUCCUACGACGGUUCACUCAUAAUCUUUGACGAUUUCCGUGAAGCCUACUACUGGCUAAGGAUGAAUACUCCACCCGAUGCAAAAAUCAUGUCUUGGUGGGAUUAUGGAUAUCAAAUAACAGCGAUGGCGAAUCGAACAAUAUUAGUGGACAAUAACACUUGGAAUAAUACCCACAUAAGCCGAGUCGGACAAGCAAUGGCAUCUCCAGAGGAAAAAGCUUACGAAAUAAUGCGAGAACUUGAUGUAGACUAUGUUCUAGUCAUUUUUGGUGGUUUGACUGGAUAUUCUUCUGACGAUAUUAAUAAAUUUUUGUGGAUGGUCCGCAUUGGUGGAAGUACUGACAAAGGAAAUCACAUCAAAGAGCAAGAUUAUUACAGUCCCUCAGGUGAAUUUCGAAUCGAUAGAGACGGCUCUUCAACAAUGCUAAACAGCUUGAUGUACAAGCUCUGCUAUUACAAGUUUGGACAAAUGUACACUGAAGGUGGGAAGCCGACUGGAUAUGACCGCGUUAGAAGUGCUGAAAUUGGAAAUAAGGAUUUCGAGUUGGAUGUAUUAGAAGAGGCCUACACGACUGAACACUGGCUUGUACGCAUUUAUCGGGUCAAACCUUUGCCUAAUCGAGGUGCAAGAUAACUCAAAUCUUUAACAUUCAUAUGAAACAGGACACGACUACAUAAGCUAUGCUACUUGACUACUGUUUAUUGUGUAUUUAUUAUUAAGCAAAGUAUAAAAGUCAUAUUUCUUAAAUUGACUGAAUAUCUUAAGAAUUAAUUGUGAAUUUAAUGUCUCAGCCUCACUCAGUCCGUCAGCCCAGAUUAAUUGUGAUAAAUUAUUUCAUUCUUUUUUAAUCCGUUAUUGUCGUCAGUACUUUAACUGCAAAUAAAACUUACGUGUAGCUCAUCAAUAAUAAAAAUAAUUCUUGUUCAUGCUUGUUAAAAAACUUGAUAUAAUAUUUUGUUAAUUGUUAAGUAUUAUGUUUCAGUUUUAGAUGAAUACUUAUUACACUUUGCGAACGAAGAAUAAAAUAAAAUCUAGCUAAAA